CAACAUGGUUGCCUUAUAGUACCGUGGAAUUAUGCUGUCUAGCCAUGACUGCUGUCGCAGGGACGAUUUUCAAGGUUGUUACUGCCUCUGAUUAACAAAUCACCACUUAGAAGAUCUCAUAAUUGAGCGUAUAUGUGCUUUGUAAAUCCAGAAAAUCUGAAAAGUCGGAAAAACGUACAGUGAUUACUUGGUCUACGUUCGAAUACAGUUAUUUUGUGUGUGCAUUCCGGUGAUGAUGAAGAUGAGGCUGAAGAAAUGUGUGGAGGAAGGGAAUAUAGAGGAACUCCGGAAACUUUUGGAACAAAGUUCCAACCCAGAAGAAUUGGUGAAUAAAAAGUUUAGACUAAACAAGGUAGGACUCUAUCAAAAAUAUCACUUAAAAUCGCUUUUUCGUGUGUGAUGUUCUAUUUUAAAACAUGGGAACUCCAAGGAAUUUCGCAGUCUUUUACGAACUUUCUGUGACUUAAAAUUACAAGGAAAUGUGUCGCAGCAAGAGGCGAGAAUUGGCAAACAGAUCUUGGGAGGUAAAUUAGGGUUAAUGGGCGAUAAAGAUUGAUUGGUGAAUUUACUUUGUGAUCGACUGGAUGCUCAGAUUCUCUGCCUAAUCAAUAAAACUGAAUAAUUUUUUUAAAUUAUUCACCAAAUAAUGGUGGAUAUUUACCAAGCCAUGAAGUGGUGAGGUAAAUACUAUAUUCACCACUUUCACCAACACUGAGGUUGUUGUCAUGCAAUUUUGUGCCUUUGGCUUCUCAGAAGUGGAUAGUACUUGCUAAUCACUUUCAAACUAACUAAUCAGAUCACACAUAUAAAGCAGUACUAUUUACCUGUGUGGUAUAUACUAAUUUCCUAUAUUUAACAAUGGGAUUUUACAAAUUUGUGUGUUAUAUAUAUAUAUAUAUUUUUUUAUUUUUUUAUUUUAUUAUUAUUAUUAUUUUGACAGACAGCUUUGCACAUAGCAGUAGAAAAAGGCCAUGAGGAGAUCGUAGAGUAUUUGUUGGAGAAAGGAGCAGAUAUACAUGCUACCAAUGAUGUAAGAUAAGAAAGUUAUUCAUAUGUGCUAUAAUUUAAGUUAAACUUUGUCAGAAAAGCAAUGUUCUCAUGGUUGGCUUACCUCUGGGUUUGUGUCCUCUUUGGGCAAUUUUCUUUUGUUGGAGAAAAAACAAUUCAAUACAUGUUACAUCAUUAGCCAGCUUCUGUGACCUCAUACCACAGAAACUUGGAUAUUCUCAAGUAUUAAUGAAUCCCCUAACCUUGCUUAGCAAUAUAGAUCCAGUAUUGGAGUAAUGGGCUAAUCAAUGUGAAGCAUCAGAACCUCCUCCUCCUCCCCCACUCCCCCCCCCCCUUUCUGCUUUCUGGCCCCAGACAGCCCUAUGAGUAUUUGACUGUUGUCUUUGUCCAGGGGGGUGGGGAAUUUGAACAUUGCCUAGCUGGGAUGGAGAAUUUGGAUCGGAAUUGUUAAAUCUAUCCAGCAGAAUUCAUGGGUUUUAUGUUUUUAAAUGGAAGUUUUUAAAUGUGAAUAGUUCACUUUUGCAAGGUCUAGGUUUUCUUGAAGCUUGGAUAUUCAAAUCAAUUAUUGAAUUAUUGCAGGUCAAUAAGUAGAAAUUCAUGGUCACUGAUCUUGCCUUUUCUAAUAAAAUUUACCAUAAAUUCUGGCACUUGGGUAGUGCAUUUAUUAUAAAUACAGUUUUGCCCAGGGAGGGAGGGAGGAAUUUAAAUGAAUCAAUCUUUUAAAGUUCAAAUGCUUGGGGGGCUGGCAGGGGACAGGGGGUGAUAUGUUGAAGCUUCAAUUUGAUCAAUGCCUGAACCAUUAGUGUAUAAAAAGAUAUCAUAUAAUUAUCACAUAAACAUGUCCAGUGAAAUAGCAAGUAAGCUUUUGAAUGAAAAUUUGUUAUCUUUACAGGUGAAAAGGUCACUGUUGCUCUGGUAACUUAUGAAAAUUGCACCUUUGAAAUGAUUUUACUAGUAUUUCAUUGGUGAAUUUUACAGAUACAAAUUUUCCCUUGUUUUGAAAGAUAUUUCACCUCUUUGUUUCGCUCAUUUAUGAAAUAUUUUUCAACAAAUUUGAGAUAAAUUUGGUAUCUCUGCAUGGCCAUGUAGUAUCUUCUAUUUUUCUUAUAACAUAUAGUGUUAUACAAAGAUUUCCAGCCCUGAGAAAAGCCAUAACAACACACAUGAAAAAAUAUGGCUUUUUUUCAUGUGUGUCAGCAGCUGAUUGACAAUAUCAAACACACUUGAAAAAAAAUCGUAUUUUUUCAAGUGUUUGAUAUAGCCAAUCAGCUGCUGACACAUCACUCGCCUUUCACAUCACUAGGUCAGGUUGAUCAAAAACAGCAGAGCCUCCACUCUUCUCAAUUCAUGGUUGUUUAACAGAAUUUUUCUCAGAACAUGGUUACUAAAACACUGAAAAAUCCCUAUCACUUACAGGCAGUGACGUUCAAACUUUCCCAGAAGGGGAAGAAAACCAAAAUACGAAAAGAAAAACCAAAAGUUGCAUAUUUAGUGACGCUGGUGAUGGCAUUUCUCACAGUUGAGAACAAAAAUCGACAACUGGAAUAUUUGCACAGGCCGAUUUUAGCCAUGUACCUUCAGAAAGGACAAUGUCAAUAACUGAAAAUUUUAUUGAAAAUUAUGCCCAUCGUUGUUUUCAUAGAGAUUCCAGCCCUUUUUUUCAUCUUGAGCCUAAGCGCCAAAUUGAAUGUACUUCAAAAUUUUUUAUUCAGGGGUCAUUGAUCCUUUUAUUUUCACUCAUCAAUUAAGUUGACUUUUCUUGCCAAAAAAAAAAAAUUAAGCUCACUGCUGAAGCACUGAGUAUGAUAGAAGAAUUCGUAGCAUUAUUGAACUGUUCUGUAUUCUUUUUAACUCUCUUAUUUAGUUUGGUUGUACAGCUCUUCAUGUUGCUGCAUCAAAUAGAAAGGAAAACUUCAAUAUAGCGCAGCUAAUUCUCAACUGUGAAGGUGUAAAAGUCAAUGCCUUGGAGGAGGUGAGAGAUCAAGAGUAGAACAAAUGCUAUAAAAUUUAUGUUGAAUUGGUUGAUUGUACAGCUGCAAUUAACCCUUUAACUCCCAUGAGUGACCAAAAGAGAAUUUUUCCUCACAAUAUCAAUACAAUAUCAACCAAACAAGUGAUGAGAAUAAAGAAAAAUAUCAAUUUGAGGAUAAUUAGUUGAUCCAAUACUUAAUUCUCUGAACUAACAUUAUAAGAAUUGUAUGGUUGACAUUAAGGAGAAUUAGAAAUUUGAUCUGGGAGUUAAAGGGUUAAAAUAUUUUGGGUUAGAAGGAAUUUGGACUGAAAUGAUUUCAAACCAAGUUAAUCAAUGUCUUUGUACAUUAAUUUAUUAGCAGUUAAUAUGCAAAAUACAAAUUUAAUUACCUUGCAUUAAUUUUGGGCUCAAUUCAUUUUAAACUGCAGCAAACAAUAAUUUAUAACUUUGUUUUACCUGAAUUACAUAUUGUAGAGUAUCAGGUUUUGUGAAUCAAAGUCAACUUAACAUUACCCAGGGUUUGAUGCAUGCAAAUACCUCAUGAUACAUGACUUCACCAAUCAAUAAUAAAUGCUUUGAAGCUUACUGCUACCAAACUUCCUGGCAGAGCUAAAAGGUAGAACUGAAAAAUUCAGCAAAAACUCCAAAAGUAAUCUGCCUGUAGGGUACCAUCAUGUUUAUUUUUAGGAUGUUUCAUGUAUACUUCAACCUCACAUUGAUUUUAUUGCAUGUAUAGAAAUGCGUUAUGUAACAAAAAAUGGCAAAAACUCAUAAAAAUCGUCAAGUCUAGCAAGCUGAUUCUGCAAAUAUAGAAUUAAUCCUUGCAGUUAUUUACACUACUGAACUUGUAGUUGAAAUAAGGCUUGAAAAAAAAUUCAGACCCAUGCAGGAUUUGAACCCAUGACCUCUGUGAUACCAGUGCAGUGCUCUAAGCUGAUUUCACUUAGACAAAUUUGACUAAAAUUUGUCUAAAUGGUCAAAUUUAUGAAUAUUCACUCGGGUUGACAAAAUUUCGUCUUCUCUGACAUUUUCAUCGCUGCAUGCACAUUUGGACAUAAUAAACUGAUGAUUAACACUGGUGAAACAUGAGAUUAUAAGUUGUGAUCAAGUUUGUAGCUACUAGCCAAGUGAAUUACAUGUAUAUUUAAAAUUAUAUCCUACAGUAACUGCAAGCUAGUCACUAAAUACAUUAAAGGUCCCAAGAUGCAAGUUAAUUGAGGUUAAUAAUCCUUUCAUCCCAAAGAGUGGCAGGUCAUGAGAAUGAAAUAAAUGAUCCCCAAUGAUAAAAUUCAGGGUGGUUAAACAAAUUCUCCUCGUUUGUACUGACCAGGAUAAAAUGUGAAACAAAUGGUAGGGAGAAUAGGCUUUCUGAUGUUAGGAUGUAAAAGGUUAUUAAGUGUUUAUAGGUUCACUUGUUUUCAGAAUGAGAAUACUCCACUGAAACUCGCAGCAGAGAAGGGUCACAUUAACAUUGUUAAAAAGCUGAUUUCAAUGAAAGCUGAUGUGAAUAAGGCAGAUAAGGUAAUUGUAAGCUUGUGUAUUCAUUAUGUGAUAACCUUUUUUAUUGUAUUGAAAGGUAGUCCUGAGGUAAAUCCGAGCUACCUGAUUGGUUCUUACUUGGUUCAUAUUUUGCCACACAGACCAUUUCCAUGGAAGUGCUUAUAAGAUGUGUAUUUUUGUUCUCAAAAGCUGGCAAAUUAAAAUUAAAAAAAUAGUUUGGUAAAAGUGCCAUGUAAUAAAAUACCUACUAGCAUCGCUCAUCACUUUCUUGAGCCACACUGGGAAAUAUUUGCUCACACUCAUUUUUGUGUGGACAAUGCUGCACUUGGUCUGUGUUGCCAAGACCUUGGGCUUUUUUUCCCCAGUACAGCCUUCAUGCUCUGUUAAUAAGAAAUUAAAAUCCAAGGAGCAAUGGAUAAUUUCUCCUCAAUCAGUACACUGACACAUAAAAAUCAACUCUAUAAUAUAGCUCAAGACGUUACUCAGCAUAUUUUCUGAGACAGUCUUAACCCUAUUAACUCCCAAGAUCUGAUUGUUAAUUCUCCCCUGUAGCUGUUACACAUUUCCUUGUAAAUUAGUUAUGAGAACUUGGUGCUAGAUCAAGAUAGCAGCUUCUACCUGAUAAGUUUUAAUAUUCUCAUAACCUAUUUGCUGAAGAAUGUAUGGAUAUUGUAGGGAGAAGUUUUAUGUUAAUCACUUCUGGGAGUUAAAGGGUUAAGAAGUGGAUGGCAAACAAAAAUAAGAAUUGAUCUCUUGUUGUUUUUCUGCAACAAUAAUGAUCAAAUCAACAACAACAACAACAAAAACUUUAUUAUUCCCUUUAUCAAGUUUUUUAUAAAUGCUGGAGGCAUUAAACACAUAUAGCAAGUAAUCCUGCAAAAUUGAAAUAAAAAUUUGCAUGUUAAAAGUCAAGAUUGAUUAAAAAAAAUUACACUUGAUAAAAAUUUUAACACAUUGCACUUACUGAGGAAAGAUUAUCGAUAACCUUCAACUUUUUGUUGGUCAUCCUGAAUUACAGAUUUACCCUGCAUGAUGGCAAAGUAGACUUUAGAGCAUAACAACUGUAAUCACUGAAAUAUGUUAUUUGUUUUAUCGCAAGAUGAACAAAGAAAAAUAUUAAAAUCCACCAGAUGUGUGCUCCAGUGCUCUAUCACUAAGUUCCAGGGACCUGGGACAGUGAGUUACACCAUAGCCAGGUUAUAUGUGACUUGUCUCUUGCAUGCUGCCAGGAACAGCAAUGAUGAAAGCACCAUGUGAAAUUUGUUGGUAAAUUUAGAGAGCACAUGAGGAAAUCCCAAAAGUAAUGACACUUUGAAGACAAAAAUUUCAAUAGAGGCAUUUUUACUCUAUCAAAUUAAUGGACUAUUAAUCUGAAUUUUUUUUGCAUUUUAGGGAGACAGCACCCCUCUUCAUGUUGCUGCUAAAAAAAGCCAUGAUCAAACUUUAGAAUUGUUGCUUAAAGAAGUAGAAGAUGGAACCAUUGGGAAACAGACAAAGGUAAAUUUACCAACUUUCAACUACCUUUGGACAUGCAUGUACAAGCUGUAAGCUAAUCCAAAUUCAGGGCAAAUUUUCUAUAAGUUCUAUUGGUGGACAAUGGAAUUUUCCUUUGGUUUUAACAAUGUUUAAGCAUUAUCAAACAACCUUUCAGCCUUCAAUGAACCUUACUGAACAAAGACAUUAUAUAAUUAUUAAUAAAUAGUGGAUUUUCUCUCAAAAUCAUCAAAAUGUGAUUUUGUGAGACUGUUUUUGGGGCAAUUUUUCAUGUGUAAGGAGAGUACAAAGAGCUUUUAACAAGGAUUAUUACUCCAAAGGUAAGGUGGGAUUUCAAAAUCACCUCUCAAACAAUUUUUAUGUUUUUCUGGAGUGUGUGCACAAACAUUUUCAGUUGAACAAUUGAGUGUGUCUAUUUCAAUUCAAUUAUUCAAAAAGUUAGAUUAAUAGACUUAUUGUAAGUACACAUCAUUAGCCCCUAACAAUCACUGUUAAAUCAAAAUUCUCUUGUAGGAAAAAAUGACAGCUCUGCACUUUGCUGUUGAAAGUAAAAAUGAGAGAUGUGUUGCGCUUUUGUUAAACCAAGGUGCAAGUGUCUGUGUUCAUUCAAAAAAUGAGGUAUGGAAACAAGGAUCCAUGUUUCAUAAAAUUACUGGUUAAUAUGCAUAUAAUGCCUGAUUUGAAUUUUCCUAACUUACAAGGAAGUUCCUUUUACAGUAUCAAUACAUGGUCAUGCAGAAUCAGGUCAUGAACUAAAAAAAAAAACAUUAACUGGCAGAUAAUUAUUGUUUGAUAUAAUGUCACCUAAUUAUCAGAGCUGAAAUAGUAAGAAAUGUCUGGCAGACAUAAAUAAGAAUUGAUUUAGAGAUCUUGAAAGUGGUUGGAGAGGACAGGCAUUGUUGCUGCCGGUGGUUGGUGCAUAGUUCUCCAGAUUAAGGCUUAGUCCUUUCUGGAUCUCUGUGUUGUAUUUCCAGACAGGAAACUUUACUCUGAAUGGGGCUCUCUCCUCUCAGGGGUAUAAUUUAACUCAAUGCAGAGAUUCCAUGAAGAAUUGUGUUAAAAUCAAGAGCAUGAUGUUUACGAAAAUAGUUUUUUUCAAGGCUGUUGUACAUGUCUAAGUCUGUGGCAUGUGUGGCACAUAUGCAUUGACUUUUUCUCCUCAAUUUAGGAUGGUUUUUUGGAGGGGAGCGUUAGGGGCUCAUCUUUGAGCGUUCAGUUUAAUUGUGCACAAUAAAAAUGAAUGCACAACCAAUGUGAUCAUUCCACAGAGCUUUAAAAGUCAGUAUUAAUGAUGAUACAGCUAUGAAAAAGUCAUUUUAAAGAACAUUUAUGCAGCUUAUGGUUUUUUCCCAGAAUCUUUUUCAUAAGUGACUGAUCAGCCUGUUUUUCCCAUUCUUAUUUUUUUCACAGCAAGGGCGCACGCCAUUGGACAUAGCAAAUGAUGACCCUAAAGAAAAUAUUAUAGAGUUUCUAAAGGAUCCUAAAAAAGCUAAUGAGGUCAGUUUGCUUGAUUACUGCUAAAACUAAUGUCUUUAAUAUCCUCAAAAGCUGACCUAGGACUAGUUGUUAUAGGGAAAAUCUUUGCUGCUCUUUUAGAUCUGGGGCUGAGUCCUCCUGUCUUUGUCAGAGCAUAAAAAAUGUGAAAGUGGAAUGGGGAAGAGUUGAUGGUGAGAGCAAAGGGGAAAGGACUUUUUUCACCCUCCACCUACCCAUCAUACCUUGCCCUACUAACUGAGAAGCCACCUACAUCUAGUGUAGAGGUGUGGGAUGUGUUUGGGGAAGGCCUCAUUUCUCAAACAGCCUAAGCUUGAUCCAGUAAUUAUGCACAAUAUUGAAAUAAGCCUCAUGGUAGUGUAAGGUUAAGAACUUGACUUGAUCUGACCAAUCCUAGAGUCACAUUUCAUUUCCUCAAAACAAAGUGACAUACGUCAGAAAAACAACACUCUACAAGCAGCUUACAGUGUAUAUGAAAAAUUUUCAUUUUAUUUUUUUACCCUUAUUAUCAUUGACUUAUUCUCUCCAAUUUAUUUUAGUUUCUGGGAAGGCACAAGACAAAAGCACGGCUAGGAAAGGGUGGCUCUGUAGAAUCUGAUAGCAGUAAGUCAUUCAUAAUAUUUCAUAAUAACAUUUUUCAAUAAAUGUGUGGACCAAGUUCAUGAACAACGUAAUCAUAAAGAACAGAAAAAGAAGCCUUUCAAGAGCAUUAUCUGGACUUUUGAGAAACAUGCCUCUGGUUUGAAAACAGGAUUAAGAAAAUUCUCAGUAAUAGGAUAAGAAUUUUGAGAGCACCCCUACUAAGGGGGGUAGGGGAAGUAGGAAGAGUAACCUCCUCCUCAAAUAUUUUUGCACUGGAGGAAUGAAUGAAAAUAAUAUUCUUCAGCUUCAAUAUACAGAUUAACUUUCUUUCAUUUUUUUUUUAUUUUCAUAAGUAACUCCUCAUAAUGCAGCUCAUCAAGGGGUUUUCGCGGAUGCAAUCCAAGGAUUACAAGGAGUAAUUCCACCACUCUCAUCAAAUGGCAGUGAGUUUUUUCAUUGCAUUCCGUAUUCAUGAUAUAUUUUGAAUUGAUGCAGCAUCAAAAGCAUUAAAGAUUCGCAAGUCAAGUGACUCAAAAUAAAUUUUCUGUAUUUUAACUGGCUCAUCUGUAGUUUUGUAACAGUUGUGUUACUUUUGAAAAGAUUUUAACAACUUCUCGUCAGUUUUUCUUUGGUGGUGAUUUACUUUAGAAACGUUAAUUCAUCUGUGGAGAUAGUUCCUUUAAGUUUGUUGUUAUAUUUACCGGUUAACUUUGUUGCAUAUGUCAUUGCAAUUGAUUUUUCAGUUUGGCUCUGUAAUCCCUGUGCGUGGAGUAUCACUAAAAUUAUAAUUAAUGUUUCAGGCACUCCCGCUACGCAAGUGAUUCAAUUCACUGGAGCUGUGAGUAUUCGAAACGUGACUGUCAAAGAUGGGGCGACGGCCAACAUAGACUUAAAAGAUCAAGUAAACAUCACACAACCUAACAGUGGAUCAAAGUAAGUGUAGUGUUGUUUCUUCUUCGGGAGGCUUGUAUGCUGCAAGUUAACACCACCACCACCACCACCACCACCCCCACCCACCCCUUCACCCCACAUUGCCUAAUACUUACGGAUACACCUCUUUCCUUCAUCUUCCCUAUUUAAGGGAUUUUUGUAUAGGUAACAACAUGAUUUCGACAGGAUCGUGCAAUUUGUGGUCUUUGAAAAAUUUACAAGUACUUAUUUACACUAAAUUGCACCCAAAAUCAUAUUGUUACUUGUCAAUAAUUUACAUGAACAACGCAUCACAGAAAGUCAAAACGGACGAAAUUUUGGCAGCGCGCGCGCUAUUUGUUAUUUGCACUUGUGUUACAUGAAAAAUUCUUCCGGAGAGGACGAAAAGGCUCACGUUUGCUUUGGCUUUCCACUGCCAUGGUCAGAGAUCUAAUUCUCCUAACUGGUGAUCUUACAUGUCUGUGAGGGUUUGUCUCUAGAAUGUGAAGCUUUAUUACACCCGUUUUGAAAUCACUGGUGGUCCCUGUAAUCUGAUUGGCUCUGAUUGGUGCGAUUUAUUCACGAAUCCCACCAUUUUUUGCUUUAAAUCACAUCUUUUUCCCAGCCAAUGAGCAGGCCACACUAAAAACAAAAUAACCAAUCAAAAUAUUUGAAGUGACCAAGUCCUAUAUUUGGGCAAUUUCAAAAUAGAUGUAAUAAAGUGGUAAUUGAACCUCGUGUCGAGCAAUUUUGGUUGGAAAUCAUGCUUGUGAUUUCAAAUCGAACUCGCGCUGCGCGCUCCAUCGAUUUUGAAAUCACGCAUGAUUUCAGCCCAAAUUGCACUCCACUCAGUUCAAUUACCAUAAUAAAUCAAACAACAUCAUCCUGUUGAUAAAUGAUAAAUAUCUUGCUUAUCAUAAGCUGUGUCGAUUUUUUAGUUGUUUUGUUUUGUUGCUAUUUUUUAUUAUCAUCAUCAUCAUCAUCAUCAUCAUCAUCCUUAUUAUUAUCAUCAUCAUCCUCAUUAUUAUCAUCAUCAUCAUUAUUUUUAUCAUCAUCAUCAUCAUCAUCAUUAUUAUUAUCAUCAUCAUCAUCAUUAUUAUUAUUAAUCAUUUUUUUUUUAUCUCAGUGCGUCUCCUCAGCAGCACUCUGGUGAAAGUCAGAUUAAUGUUGUAGUGCGUGAUGAGGCUCAUGCAGUUAUUGGUGAUAAUGGCGUUAUGAAUGUGAACACUGCGCCAUCAAGGUAAAGUAUGUUGGUUAACUUCUAAUAAAAAUCACUUGAGCUAGCUUGAAAUCCGUCAGCGUUGCUCACAAAAACUCAACGAGACAAACAUUCGCAUUUUCCUUUUAUCCUUUUUGUCGUGGCGCUGAAACAACGGAAAGAUUUCAACAAACGGAGAUAUUCUUCCUUCUUGAGUUGCCGUCCACAAUCAUGGACGAAUCAGUGUAAACUGGCGGUAUUGGACAAUUUUUUUGCACUGAGGUUAAAACACACUCAUGAUUGCCUUUAGUAUUUACUCGUUGUUCGCUGUUAAGAUGACUUUCGUCAUUACACGUAAGCAGAGUGUGACAUAAUGAUGACAUUAUAUUGACGUAACUCAUGCUCCUCAGAGUUGGAACAUUUGUCAUUGCAAUUCAGGAAGGUUUUUCAUUUAUCAGUUCUAUUGGAGCUGAAAGAACUGUGUCUGUUAUUUCUAAUAACUGCCUUGUUUGAGGAAAAUAGAAACCUUCCUUAGAAGUCGGUUGGUGCAUGUAGCAUUUUAUUUAGUUUUUCUUACAAAAUCAUUUAAGUAUGUUGUACCUCCCUAUACCAUUGAGUCAUUGUAUACAGCCAAAAUCAAACGACUAAUCUUUACAUUUCUCCUAGUACUCCGAGCCCAGGAGAUCAGGAGAAUAGAGAUCCUCAUGGAGGAUGUCCCCCCGAAACAGGGGCACCAGUAGAGAAUUCCCAUGGACCUCCUGAGGCAUCGUUCCCUCCUUUGGAAGAACCUCCCAGGGAAGAAAAUCGCGGAGCUUUAUUGCGUUGGUUUGCAGAGGAGCCUCCCGCAAGGCCAGAUGAUAAAUCGCUGGCUCAACCAUUACAAGAAGAAUUCCCUUCGGAGAAAAGAAGCGACGGUUUAUUCCAUCCGAUACAAGAGGAGUUGUCCCUAAGGAAAGAUCAGAAGUCAUUGCCUCAUCCGAUCCAAGAGGAAUCCCCUAGCGAUAAAACAAAGGGAGCUUCACUCAUUUCAAUUCAAGAAGUUCCUCUCCCAAAGAAAAAUGAACAAUCGCUGGCUCAACCAGUGCAAGAGGAACCCCGAAGUGAUAAGGAUAGCGGCACUUUACCCCUUCCGGUCCAAGAAGAUUGUCCCCUAGGGAAAGGUCAACCGGUGCAAGAGGAUGCUGCAAAGGACGAAGGUAGCGGAACUUCACAGCAUCCAGUUCAAGAAGAUUCUUCCUUAGGGAAAAAUCAUCCAUCAUUGGCUCAACCGGUUCAAGAGGAAGCCCCCAGAGAAAAAGGUAGCGGAGCUUUAACUGGUCAGGUCCAUGGGGAUUUUUCACAGAAUUUAGAGGCACAGUCUGGAGAGAGGGCCUUUCAAGAUGGAAAGUUAGCUGAAGGUGACACACUUCACAGGGUCACUUUGAGGGUAGGACUCUCUUCGCCACAAACGACUCCUCGAAAUCGUGGAGGUGGGAUCGCAAGUCAUCAUAACUCAUCAGAGAAUGCCCGGGCCGAGUCGUCCAUCGGCGAAGUGCCUCACAGAACAGAGCGUCAUUCCAGGGACAAUUCCCCAUCAGCAACGAUCGACCUUGGGGAUUUAGAUUGUCGUCCUGAUGGCGUUCAAGAUGAAAAUCCUGACGAUGACAAGGGAGGUCAUAGAGUAUGCAACUGUAUAGGCAUGUGAAUGUUUAAAACGUUUGGAUGUAGAGAGGUGAUAAAGAAGUGAUAAUUUUUUUUCAACCCCUCAUGAGUAACUAAGAAACAAUUUCUCCUAACACUUUCAGUACAAUACCAAGAAGAAUAGGGUCAAGAUCAUUUCUGCUCAUGCGAUUCGCACGAUGCUGCUUCUGCAAUAAUGCAACUAAUUAGGAGAUUACCUUUAAACCAUCUCACUCGUAUUUAAGCACCAAUUUGCAACACUGACUACUUUUAUCUUUCUUCUCAUUUUAGUUAAGAGAAUGCUGUGUUCAAUCCACCGGAUUGAACACAGCAUUCUUUCUAUUCUUCCUUCUUCUUGUCACCUUUCCGCUCGAAGUUGUAUCGAAAUGUUAAGGAAAAAUUCAAUUUUGGUCUCUCAAGGGAGUGAAAGGGUUAAAUGAGCACUGAUCAGAGACGUAAAGUUUGGUUCUGGUAGAUUUAUUCGUUCUUAGAUUGUGACAGUUUUUUUCCGUAGAAAAAGUAGUAUUAUUUUUUUCUUCUGUGAAGAUAGGUUUCAUUGGCAAAGGAAAAAAAUUUGAAAUUAAUCAGCAUACGAUUUCUAUAUGUUUUUGAAGGAAAACACAACCAAUGAAAUUUUAAAAUUACAAUAUUCUUCUAUAAAGAAAGCCAUGUUAGGAAAUUAGAUUAUCAGAUAUAGUUAUUUAUAGAGCCUAUAUUUAAUACUCUUAGUUUCUAGUUGGGAUUCAGAAAAUCAUUAAGCAUACUUCUCCUCCGAUACGAGAAUAGGUUUGAGAUGGAAGAGAGACCAGACAGAAAGGCUAUGAUACUAUCUUUUUUCAAAACUUGACGCCAAAUUGUUCAACAAAUAUUGUGCACUUAUCAGCCAAGUUAUUGCUCCUUUUUGCUGUUUUCUUACCGGGUUAUUUGAACUGAGAGAGUGUGAAAAUAUACUUUAAUAUAUCGUUUUAUCCCAAGAUAAAGGCGAGACUUUGAAAGCAAGGUGUUUAUUCAGAGCAUGAUGCGAGAAAGUGUCGAAGUAAAGUGUAUGCUGUCCAACAUUUAGUGUGAGUGGUGACCUCACCUGAUGCCGGUUUUGAUGGUGUUCUUGUUAUUUAUUUCGGUUCAAUAAUUUUAAAUUGAAACGAUAUAUUAGACUUUGUACAUUUCCAAUGUCGAAAUUAGGAAGCACCCCGUUGAAUAGUUAAACUCAGAGCUAGAUAAAUCAUUAAUUAAACCGAUGAAAGGGAUUGCAAUUGCCAAUCGAAAGGAACAUUGUAAAACAAAGUUAUGAACCCAUGGCGCCAAGCGCGGGAAAAACGAGUAACCAAUCAGAAGAAAGAUACCAAAACAAUGUCUUGAGCCUAAGAUUUCAAGCUCGGAAAACACACAUGACUUAUUCGUUAUUCAUUAUGUAUAUUCCUCUGAUUGGUUACUCUUAAAUUUGUCCUUUCGUGAUGUGUUAUUAAUCUUUGUAAAACUGUGUUGGAGAAGACACAAUAAAAUAACUUUUUUAGAAAUAUUUGUUAAAUUAGUUACUUGUCGAAAAUGGC
This is a messenger RNA of Pocillopora meandrina, 13366 nucleotides long. The record is from the annotation of a GenBank genome assembly. NCBI's taxonomy places the organism in Eukaryota, Metazoa, Cnidaria, Anthozoa, Scleractinia, Pocilloporidae.